AUGCAAAGUCCGAAUAACAUUGAGGACGAAUGGUCUUGCUCUUUGGCACCGGAAAAUUUCCGCCUUCCCAGAAACGUUAAACCUAUUCACUAUGACCUCACACUCGAGCCGCAUUUCGAAAAGGCAGCGUAUUCUGGCAACGUCACCAUCCAACUUGAGACGCUAGAAGAAGCUGGUGAAGUAACAUUGCACUCUGAGAAUCUGACCAUUGGGUCUGCGUUUAUUGAAGGCCCAGAUAGAAACAAUCGAAUCCCAUUCCUAGAGAACGUAGAGGCCGGCAUGAUAAACUUCUUCUUUGGCGAGCCAUUAAGUGCAGGAGAGACAGCAUCUCUUCGAAUCAAAUUUACUGGAAGUCUGCGCAAUGACAUCUCAGGUUUCUAUGCUUCUCAUUACAACAACCCCGAUGGUUCCAAGGGCGUGCUAGCCGUCACGCACAUGGCACCAACAUACGCCAGGCGAACAUUUCCCUGCUUUGACGAACCGGCAUUCAAAGCUACUUUCCUUGUUACUCUCAUAUCAGAUUCACAUCACACCUGUUUGAGUAAUAUGGACAUUGAUACGGUACAGCAGUUCGCCGAGCAAGGAAAAAAAAUCACCCGAUUUCACAAAACUCCGCCAAUGUCAAGCUACCUCGUCAGCUGUGCUGUUGGCGACUUACAAUACAUCCAGAAUAUGGAAAGUCGUGUACCUAUCCGCAUUUACACAACUCCAUCAGACAACGUCCAAUUGACACAGUAUGCGGCUCAUAUCGUCGCCCGUGGCCUCAAAUUUUACGAGGACAAAUUCAAGAUCCCAUUUCCAUUGCCCAAAUUGGACUUCUUAGCGGCUCCUACAUUCUUACCUGGGGCUGUAGAAAACUGGGGGAUGAUAAUGGGACAGUCGUCUUUCUUCCCAUUCGACAAUGCAACCGACGGAGAGGAUAAAAGAGAGGCAAUUGCGGAAACUUUGCUCCACGAAUUGGCUCAUAUGUGGUUUGGAGAUUUGGUUACUGUGGAAUGGUGGGAUCAACUUUGGCUUAACGAGGGCGGUGCAACGGCGAUGACUAUAGACUGCUUACGGAGCUUGGAGCCCACAUGGUCAUCAUGUGCAUAUCGUCGUACUGGAAGUACCGCAGGCGCACUCGGCAUAGACGCCUAUCGAAGCACCCAUCCUGUUGAGAUGCCAAUUUCGAGUCCCGAUGAUAUAUCUCAGGGCUUUGACCAGAUCACCUAUUCGAAAGGUGCCUUCGUCUUAUGCAUGCUUCGCGAUUAUUUGACUCCAGACGUCUUUUUUGCUGCUAUAUCAGAUUAUCUACAGGCUCAUGCUUAUAGCAAUGCCAAAACCAGUGGUUUAUGGGCCUCAUUCGAGAAGAUUUGUGGACAAGAUAUUGCUUCCUUGAUGGAUCCGUGGACCAAGAAGCCCGGUUAUCCCUAUCUCAUAGUCUCUGAGAAAAAUGGUGAAAUCAACCUUGAGCAGCAUCGGUUCCUCUUCACUGGAGAUGUAAAACCCGAAGAAGAUCAGACCAUUUGGCCAAUCUUCCUCAAUACACGAACGGCAUCAGGAACUACUUCCACAAUUCUUCAAAAUCGCAGCGAAAACUUAUCGCUAGAUGUUAAAACUGACCAGCACGAGUUUUAUAUACUAAACGCCAAUCGCACAUCACUUUGUCGCGUUUUAUAUCCCGAAGAAAGACUCAAAAAAUUAGUACAGGCAUGCCACAGCAGGCUUCUCACGUUACAGGAGCGAGCUGGCCUAAUUUCAGAUGCAUUUGCCUUUGCUCAGGCUGGCAACUAUAAGACUUCUACCGUGCUUGAUCUUGUCAGAUCGUUAGGGGAGAAUGACUAUCUGCCCUGGACCGAGCUCGCCGACCAGUUUCGGAAUCUAUUCCAGGCAUAUAUUGGAAACCAAGCCGUGUCGAGUGCUCUGAAAUCUUUCUACGUACAGAUUACGGCUCCGAUAAGCCACCGUCUGGGCUGGGACUUUACAGGCAAUGGAGAUCACGAAACACAGUUAUUCAAGGCACUGGCGUUUGUGGAGGCAGGCGUAGCAGGCGACAGCAAAGUUUUAAAGGCAGCAAAAUCCAUGUUUGACAAGUUUGCCAAUGGCGACGAACACGCAAUUCACAAAAGCAUACAGCUUGGAGUCUUUCGAAUGACUCUACUUAAUGGUGGGGUAAAGGAAUACAAUGUGAUUUUUGAUCAUGCUAAAAAUGCGCCAUCCUCGUACAGUCGACGCAUAGCCGCUCAAUCACUUCUUGCCACUGAAGACCCUACUCUCGUUAAGCGCACAUUGGACGCUAUUUUAUCCAAAGAACUCGAGCCAUCUGAAGCUCCAAUCAUCUUGAAAGGAUUGGGAUACUCAAGAACAGCGCGUGACAUGGCUUGGGUAUGGGUUCAAGAGAAUUGGGCACAGCUUAUACUGGCGUUUCCCGAUACCCUCGGCAGCAGAGAUCGGAUUAUAAGAUUCACCACGCUUUAUCUAACGACCCGUAAUCAGCUACUCGCUCUCGAAAGGCUGGUCAAGGAGCAAGAUAUACGAGGUGUGGAGCGAGAGCUGGAUCAUAGUGUGGAGUACGCGCAGGGAAUAAUCCAGUGGUUAGAGAGAGAUACGCCCAAUGUGGAAGCAUGGCUGGAGAAUUGGCUGGAGAAUGAAAUAUCCCAGGGUAUUGCUUUUUAA
Trichoderma asperellum CBS 433.97 is the source of this 2655-nucleotide messenger RNA. RefSeq lists its product as uncharacterized. NCBI's taxonomy places the organism in Eukaryota, Fungi, Ascomycota, Sordariomycetes, Hypocreales, Hypocreaceae. Gene Ontology annotation, cellular component: cytoplasm. Gene Ontology annotation, biological process: proteolysis; peptide catabolic process. The record is from RefSeq and is a predicted model, not a curated record. Gene Ontology annotation, molecular function: zinc ion binding; metalloaminopeptidase activity; peptide binding.